CUCUCUCUUCAACCAUCAUCCCUCCCACUCUCCCUCCACAUUUCUGUGCUGCUCCAUCUCUUCUCAGACUUGUCGGGCUCUGUGGUGCAGCACAUUGAGGUGACCUCCUGCAGCUCCACAGCCAGACGAGACCACGCAGGAAGAAGCUGCUGCAUCAUUCAGCCUUGGCAGGAGGUUUCCUCUUUUUUUUAGUUUAAAGGUGGAUGGGACUUUUUCAACAUGCUUAAGUCUCUAUUUGUAUAUGGAGUGUUGGGAGUGAUGCUCAUUCCAGUAAAAUCUAAGCGUAUUACCGUGUGCGUGGAAGAUGAUGAGGAACUGAGAGUAGACUGUCUGAUCGAGCCCAAGCCUAAUAAAAUCAACACCUAUCAGUUCUCGUGGUCUAUCGGACCCAGGCAGGAGACCAUUAACACCAAUGUGUCCGGUGAUUCAGCAAAUAAGGAGUUCAAAGACAAAAGCAGAGUGGAGGAGCUGGAGCCCGUCGGCUACAGAAUGACGCUGUCAGACUUCAGAGAUAACCUCUCAGACAACACCACCUUCCUGUGCAAAAUAUCUGGGCAGGGUGAAAACAUCACUGUUCAGAAGGAUAAUAUUCUCAGCUGCUCAGCUGUAAGCCUGCUUCUGAAGAACUCCUGGUCCUGGAUGGUCUACCUGCUGCUUUUCUUCUAUCAUACACACAGCUAAGAAAGCUAUUUUACAGAAAACAUACAGGCUAGUGCACAAGCACACACAUCUAACCCAUCUCUGCUUUUUGUCUACGUCCACAAACAUCCCUUGCAUAAAAAACGCUGAACAACAUGCUGCACAGAUGUAACCGUCUCUCUCUGUCUAAUCUUUUCUUCCAAGAAGCACUGAAACAAUAUUGGAAUGUUUCCAGUAAUAAUGAUGACUCAGAUAUGGUUCAACAUAAAUAUUCAGUGAUUUGCUAUUUGUAUGCAUAAACACAGCUGUACUCUGGGUAUGUGGGUAAAUAUUACUGUGGAAGAUGCUGCAUUUGUUUCCUGUGUUUUCAAUAAAGAUACAACUUAAAACCUGA
This is a messenger RNA of Neolamprologus brichardi, 1033 nucleotides long. RefSeq lists its product as uncharacterized. Gene Ontology annotation, biological process: positive regulation of focal adhesion assembly; cell adhesion; regulation of cell migration. The record is from RefSeq and is a predicted model, not a curated record. Gene Ontology annotation, molecular function: integrin binding; GTPase activator activity. NCBI's taxonomy places the organism in Eukaryota, Metazoa, Chordata, Actinopteri, Cichliformes, Cichlidae. Gene Ontology annotation, cellular component: myelin sheath; external side of plasma membrane; dendrite.